GCGAGAUAAAAAGAUAAUCGGAUGUGGAACUUUAAUCUUUAAACCGGAAUUUAAAGUGUCAAUGUCACACGAAUCCAAAAUCCAAUGUUAUCGUUUUACUUUUGGUUAUCAUCGUUUUUUUCAUUCGUUCGAACGAAUCCAAGUUAAAGUUAAGGGAAACAUGUGCAAUUAGAGAAGUUAAAACGCAACAAUUACGAUUUAAGUGUUUAUUUAUAUUUCAAUCUUAAGUAGUUUUUUAUACGACAUGGCGUUCAGACCCCUAACCGAAGCCGAAUGCGGACAGAUAAACCCCGUUUCGAAAUUAACGUCUCACGUAACCAGAGACCACACGUUCUCCGACAAUCAUGGCCAAGCCUUCCAGAGCAGCUCCGAUCAAUUGGUGGAGCAAUUCCUCCAGGAAACCCGGGCCAUUCCGCAGACCUUCCGAAUGGACGAUCUGCUGCGGGAAAUGCACGACAUCGAAUCUCAAAGAUCGGCCCUGCCGCCCAUUCCCGCCUCGACCGUGAAAGAUCAAUUGCACGACAACGCCUGGGCCCUUCAGUACAUCGAAGACGGCAAGAGAUUCAACGAGACGAUCUACAACAACGAGAACAUUUGGGCCGAGAUCAUUUCGCAGGAGCAAAAGGGCCGCGAUUUCCACGACUUCGCCGACAUUUGGACCAAUGAAAUACUAAACGACAAACAAGAACCCGAUGUUCUAUCGCACGAGGAUUUCCUCAAACUGAACGAAGGCGCCAGCGAUGUGGUGGAGAGCUGGAGCAGGGAGUACUUCGACAACGAAGGAGAUCCCUCGAAAACCAGCGGGAUAGUGGGCGAUAAAUGGGCGAAAGAGCACGUCGAGGCCCAGUCGAAAGACAACGAAUUCAACUCCGAGUUCUGGGACAACCUGCAGGAGGAAAUGAAGAAAGUCUCCGAAGGCGACGUCGAUCCCUCGCACCCUUGGAUAGACGAAUUCAACUCGUACUACAACAUCACCACUAAAGAAUACGAAUACAGCGAAGACAAUCCGAUGUUAGACGUGCCGAAUCCGCUGGAAAGAGGCCGGAAGUACCUCGAACAAGGCGACUUCCCCAGCGCCGUGUUGUGCUUCGAAGCGGCCGUCAAACAAGACCCGGACAACUCGGAGGCCUGGCUGUUGCUGGGCACCACCCAGGCCGAAAACGAGCAAGACCCCAAAGCCAUACCGGCCCUCAAUAAAUGCCUCCAACUCGACCCCGCCAACCUCAAAGGUCUCAUGGCCCUGGCCGUCAGCUACACCAACGAAAACUACUACAACCAGGCCUGCCAGAUGCUGCUCAGCUGGCUGCAGCACAACCCCAAAUACCAAGACAUCGCUACUCCCAACAUCAAGCUCUCGGGGCAAGUUACGAGCCUGCUGGUGGACAGCGAUCACCAGAUCAUCCAAGAUUUGUUCAUCAAGGCGGCUCAAAAGAACCCGCAGGAUGUAGAUUACGAAGUGCAAUGCGGUCUAGGCGUGCUGUUCAAUUUAACCGGUGAAUACAACAAGGCGGCCGAUUGUUUCACGGCGGCCCUUUCGGUGCAGCCGGACGAUGCGAGGCUAUGGAACAGAUUAGGGGCUACUUUGGCCAACGGUUCGAGGCCGGAGGAGGCCGUCGAAGCUUACCACCGCGCUUUGAACAUAUCGCCGGGUUUCAUAAGGGCUCGGUAUAACGUGGGGAUCACUUGUAUCAAUUUGCACGCGUACAAAGAGGCCGCCGAGCAUUUUCUCACGGCCCUCAAUCAGCAGGCUAGAGGGAAGGAUGCCGCGAACGCUGGAUCGGUGUCUCAGAUGUCCGAUACUAUUUGGUCUACUCUGCGGAUGUGCGUGUCUUUAAUGAACAGGGGCGAUUUGAAAGUGUUUAUCGAUAAGAGGGAUUUGAGUGAAUUGAAUAGAGCGUUCGGGAUCGAUUAGGAUUGGGUCGGUGCUGGAAGGUUUGUGGUUAAUUGUGAAAUUUGAUGGUAAAUCGAUUAAAUGCGUGGCGGGUGCUAUGAAGAUUCAAUUAUAUUUUUUUUCUUAUGGUUUUCGUAAGCACCAUUUGUCUGUCGCGGGAAUUAAAUUGUCUACGAGGGAAGAUUGUGAGAUAUGUCGAUGAGAUAAUCGGGAUUGGAUAAUUGUUUUAGUUUGUUGAAAUGUUUAGGUUUUAUUUUAUGCUAAUUUUAUGUUUCUUUUAUUUAAUUUUAAUCGAACAUGUCAACAUGUUGUAUACCUAUAGGUAGCCUUACAAUUUUAUAAAUUUAGUUUUAUGGAGAUUAUUUUGUUUUAAACAAAUAAAAUUAUUUCAAUAUAAUGAACAAUCGAA
This is a messenger RNA of Phyllotreta striolata, 2300 nucleotides long. The record is from the annotation of a GenBank genome assembly. NCBI's taxonomy places the organism in Eukaryota, Metazoa, Arthropoda, Insecta, Coleoptera, Chrysomelidae.